Molecule: messenger RNA, 1084 nt
Organism: Neocloeon triangulifer
Lineage: Eukaryota; Metazoa; Arthropoda; Insecta; Ephemeroptera; Baetidae
Exons: 5
Coding region: 119-670 (183 amino acids)
Source: RefSeq, a predicted model, not a curated record
GCUCCCAAAGGUUUCUGCUCUGUCCGCGUCUGCAAGUCCUUUGCCCCUCAUCAACACAAUUUUCGUCUAUUACGCAGCUUAAUUUUCUUAUUAAUUUAAAACUUUAUUUUUGUGUGCGAUGAAAAAGCGUGCAGAGAACAAAGUUGCUGAGGUGUCUGAACACAUGGCCCAGUCGUCACCAGGCGAAUCGUCAACAAGCUCUGAGCCGGAUAACAAUGAUUCGAGCCUUGGCAGCCUUGGUAAUCAGGGCAGCAUGAGCGGAGCAGGACAGCAGCUUCGCCAGCAUCCGCAACGCGCUGCCCCGGCAGCGCCAUUGUUUUCGAGUUCUUCGCGCUUUACCUCGAACAGCACCACGGGCAACUCUUCGCAGCUGCUGAGUUCUGCCAGCUCAGCCAGCUGUAACGAGCUUUUUCAGAGUGGCCAAUUUUUGAACACCCCGAGCACCGCCAGCACCGCCUCGUCAAGCACCCCGAGCACUGGAAGCACUGUUCGCUCCGUCAUCAGGUUUGGCGCGUCAAAAGCUGGGCCAAACACAGAAAUGGAACCUUUAGUUUGCCCAGAGUGCCACAUGAAAAUGUAUACAAAAGCCAAGCUAAAAUCGCACAUGGCCAGAUGGCACAACAACUCUCCAGCGGACAACUUGUGUUCUUCAAGUUCCUUGGCCCAGUGAUGUUUCAGCGGUGCAUUUAUACCAACAUCCACAGGUUGCAAAAUAUGAGUUUUGCGUUUGCCAGGAAGCAAAUAACAACAAUCCCAUGGUUCUCACAGAAUUUGGAAAAUUCUACAUCAAGAUGUGCUGUAUAUCCAUCAAGAAAUAGCAAAACUUUCUGCUCAUCUCCUUCUUCAUCCAAAAUUCCGAGGGUAACGAGCGUUUGAUGCAAAAUUUUACCGUACUCUAGCAUUGUCACACCAGUCAUCCAUCCCGACUCGGAUUUAGCAUAAUACCAUCCAUUCGGGCACGUAUCUUGUACCUAAUGCGAGCAUUGGAAAACAUAAAUAACUUUGAAUUCCAUCUUCAUUUUGAAUAUAUAUUAUUUUAAGCCUUUUCAGUUUCAUUUUACUAAAAAAAAAUAUUACAAAAAUA